GCUGCGCCCCCCGGAGCCAUGUCCUCCGCCGCCCGCUUCGACUCCUCGGACCGCUCGAGCUGGUACGUGGGGCCGGUGUCGCGGGCAGAGGCGCAGACGCGACUGCAGGGGCAGCGUCACGGCAUGUUUCUUGUGCGGGACUCAUCCACCUGCCCGGGCGACUACGUGCUCUCCGUGUCCGAGAACUCGCGCGUCUCCCACUACAUCAUCAACUCCCUGCCCAACCGCCGCUUCAAGAUCGGCGACCAAGAGUUCGAGCACCUGCCAGCGCUGCUCGAGUUCUACAAGAUCCACUACCUGGACACCACCACCCUCAUCGAGCCGGCGCCCAGGUAUCCAAGUCCAUCUAUAGGAUCUGGAACUGCUUCUACUCUAUCUGCUGCAGAAGAAAAUGUGGAGUAUGUUCGGACUCUGUAUGACUUUCUUGGGAAUGAUGCUGAGGAUCUUCCAUUUAAAAAGGGUGAGAUACUGGUAAUCGUGGAGAAGCCUGAAGAACAGUGGUGGAGUGCCAGAAACAAGGAUGGUCGGAUUGGAAUGAUUCCUGUUCCUUAUGUAGAAAAGCUAGUCAGAUCUUCUCUUGGGAAGCAUGGAAACAGGAAUUCCAACAGUUAUGGUAUUCCAGAACCUGCCCAUGCUUAUGCUCAGCCUCAGACCGCAAGUCCCCUUCCCACAGUAUCCAGUACACCUGGAGCAGUGAUCAAUCCUCUGCCAUCAACACAGAAUGGACCAGUCUAUGCCAAAGCUAUCCAAAAAAGAGUACCCUGUGCUUAUGACAAGACUGCGCUUGCUCUAGAGGUCGGAGAUAUUGUGAAGGUUACAAGGAUGAACAUAAAUGGUCAGUGGGAAGGAGAAGUCAACGGUCGAAAAGGGCUGUUCCCGUUCACACACGUCAAAAUAAUCGACCCUCAAAACCCGGAUGAGAAUGAAUGAUUCCCUUUGCCUGGUUCACGCUGCUGCUUCAUUUUCCUGGCUAUCGUUAGCGUUGUUUGAGGUGGGAUGAUGACUUAAUGGCACAUUGCUAGCAUUGACCAUUUUCCAGCUUGCUGCAGUUUGACAGUUCUUUUAAUAUACAUUUGAAAUACGUUACAACUGAAGUCACUGCCUGACCCUCAUACCAUAGUUGCAUCAUCCAGAUGAUAAUUUCACUUUUAGAACUAUAUCAGGCCUUAAGCUGGAGAAGACUGAACCCUACAGAUAUAUAGGAGACAAGUAUGGGGGGGGAAAAAAAGAAACCCUUUCCUGUUGAGACUUCCAUGGACUUGUUUUGGCCUACUUGGUAAGAAGAGCCCUAAUCCUAGAUCAAACAUAGAACUUGUGCAUUACUGUCCAACAAAAAGCAACAACAAAAAUGCAAUUUAAGGACUGAAGAAGACUUAGUUUUAAGAGAAACUGUCCUAAGGUAGUAUAUUCAAGAUAAUGGUUUCUUUAAAGGACAAUAAUCAAAGCUUAUGUAUGCUAAGCAGUUGUAUUAGAAGCUGCUCCUUUGUGAUAACUCUCAAGCUUGUUGUUGACCUUCCUGAAACAGUGUGUGUUAAAUGCAAAUAACCAUUGAUUGAGCUGCAUUGAAGCUGAGGCAAUUAUUUAUAAAGAAGCUUAGGAGUGGCCGAUACGCGUAA
Molecule: messenger RNA, 1616 nt
Organism: Tinamus guttatus (white-throated tinamou)
Lineage: Eukaryota; Metazoa; Chordata; Aves; Tinamiformes; Tinamidae
Gene: CRKL
Product: CRK like proto-oncogene, adaptor protein
Biological process (GO): enzyme-linked receptor protein signaling pathway; positive regulation of ERK1 and ERK2 cascade; cell migration
Cellular component (GO): cytoplasm
Molecular function (GO): signaling adaptor activity; receptor tyrosine kinase binding
Source: RefSeq, a predicted model, not a curated record